Molecule: messenger RNA, 1338 nt
Organism: Magallana angulata
Lineage: Eukaryota; Metazoa; Mollusca; Bivalvia; Ostreida; Ostreidae
Exons: 5
Coding region: 1-1338 (445 amino acids)
Molecular function (GO): nucleic acid binding
Source: RefSeq, a predicted model, not a curated record
AUGAAGAUAGAAACUGGAGAUCACCACCCAAUAAAGAACAGACCCUACCGUGUACCCCCAAAUAAAAGACAGAAAAUUGACAAGGCUAUACUGGAAAUGAUGGACGCAAAGAUUAUUGAGAGAUCACAAUCGCCUUGGUCAUUUCCCUUAGUAGUGGUGAAGAAAAAGGACGGAUCAGACCGGAUGUGCGUUGACUUUAGAAGCUUGAAUAAGAUAGUAAAACCAGUAUCAUUCCCGCUACCGUUGAUUGAUGACAUCCUAUGUUUACUAGAGACACCGGCAGAUCAUCUUCGUCAUAUUCAAGACGUUUUCAAUCGCCCAAGAAAGCAUGGACUAAAAAUGAAGCUAAAAAAAUGUAGUUUCUUCAAGGAACAGACGGAGUAUCUUGGUUUCAUCAUUGAUGAACAUGAAGUUACACCUGAUCCAAAGAAAGUCGAAGCUAUAAAAAAGUUACCAGCGCCCACUGCAGUCCGAGAAGUUCGUGGCUUUAUAGCAUAUCCAGAUACUAAUAAGCCGUACAUCCUGUACACCGAUGCCAGCGACAAUUGUAUUGGGGCGUGCCUUACUGAAAAGACAGAGGAGGGAGAAGAUAAGCCAGUAUAUUACUUAUCCCACAAGCUGAGUAAAACUCAAGAAAAGUGGUCAACCAUAGAAAAAUUACCGACAGUCAACCUGAAGUGUGAAGAGGAAGAACAAUCAGAGCAUUAUGAACCAGAUGUUAAGGACAAUUUCUUUGAAGUUAACGUACUUAACUCCAAUGCCUUUUCGCGUAAGAGAUUGGCCAGAUGUGAAGUUAAGCAACACGACGAAUUGGUCAAACCCUUUAUUGAUCUACCAGCAGAGAUCAACAUCAAAGAAAGUCAACAACACGAUGAGCAGAUCAAGAAACUGAAGAAUCGGUUAAAUAAAGGAACAGCAACGGCAACCGAAGAAAAGAAGUUUCUAGAAAUUGAUGGUUUAAUGUACUAUCUUUCAGAUGGAGACUCAGAAGGCCCAAGACUUCGCCUGUAUGUACCACGUGAGUUAGAACUUUUAGUAGUGCAGCAGUAUCAUGACGGACUUGGACAUAUGGGAGUGGACAAAACAUAUGACGUACUCAGACAAAACCCUCAAGGUAAUGGUAAAGUAGAACGAUUUCAUAGAACUCUACAUGACGUGAUGGCUAAGAAAACAACAGACAACGCUCAAACAUGGAAUAUUCAUCUUGAUCAGACGUUGGCAGCCAUUCGUUUUCAUCCUAACGAUUCGUCAAAGUUUUCCCCAUAUUACCUUAUGUACAACAGAGAUGUCGUAUUACCUCUUGAUACGUUAAUGAAACCUCGAAGGAAAAAUGCGUGA